AUGGCAACGACCAAAAGUGGCGUCGCUCGCUAUGACUGGGACGAUCUCUCGGUACUUCACCGCAACACUCUGCCACCGCGCUCUGACUUCCAGCUCUACAACACCGAGUCGGAUGCAUUAGCGAGAGAAAAGGCAAAAGCCGUUUCGUUGUCUGGUGUCUGGAAAUUCCACCUCGCAGACUCGCCACUGGAGGCACCCACGGGCUUUGAGCAGACGAGCUUUGACAGCUCUCAAUGGCAAGAUAUCCAGGUUCCUGGCUGCUGGCAACUUCAAAAUGUCGGAGGCAGUGGUCCGCACUACACGAACAUCCAGUACCCAUUCUUCGUCAAUCCGCCGCAUCCGCCACAUGUCGAGAACGAAUGUGGAUCGUACAUCACCGAAUUUUGCGUGCCGAAGCAUUUGCAAGAGCACCAUCAAUUGAGACUUCGAUUUGAAGGCGUGGACUCUGGAUUUCACGUCUGGAUCAAUGGUCACGAGGUCGGGUACUCUCAAGGAGCGAGGAAUCCCUCAGAGUUCGACAUCACUGAGUUCAUCAAGCCGGCGGAGAACAACGUGCUCGCAGUGCGGGUAUACAAGUUCACCGAUGGCUCGUACAUUGAGGAUCAGGAUCAGUGGUGGCUCAGCGGCAUUUUCAGAGAUGUGUUCCUUUUGGGAUUUCCAGCCCGUGCCAGAUUCGAAGAUCUUUCCGUACAGACCUUGUUCGACGAGCACUAUCGGGAUGCAACACUCAAAGCAGAGGCGCUCGUAACAGGACCUGGGACAAUUGACCUCAAGCUAUUCGAUGCGUCUGGGGAAGUGAUGGGAACUGGCAUUGCAAAAAAGUCAGACCCGGAGACUAGCAGCGUAAAUCUGUCCAUUGCGAUUCGAAGCCCGCACAAAUGGACGGCCGAAGAUCCCUACCUCUACACCCUAAUUUGGCACCUAGACGGCCAAUUCUCAGCUACUCGGGUCGGAUUCCGACAAGUCGAGCUCAAGGAUGGCCUCAUCAAAGUCAACGGCCAGAGAAUAUUGCUCAAGGGAGCAAAUCGCCAUGAGCAUCACCCAAACUCAGGUCGAAGUGUGCCGUAUGAGUUCAUGAAGCAAGAUCUCAUCAUGAUGAAGCAGCACAAUCUGAACGCGAUUCGUACGGCUCAUCAGCCGAACGACCCACGGAUGUACGACCUAGCGGAUGAGCUGGGAUUCUGGAUCAUCGAUGAAGCAGACAUAGAGUGUCAUGGAUUCGAACUCAUUUGUGAUGCUGCUUUGCCCGCAUCCGCUCGUGCUUUGCCGUUUUGGGAGCGCAAGCAAUUCACUGACGAGCCUGCAAAGGAGUUUACGUCGAAUAAACCCGAGUGGCGAGACGCAUACCUCGACCGAGCGCAACAUUUGGUUCACCGAGAUAAGUUGCAUCCUUCUGUCAUUAUAUGGAGCCUGGGAAACGAAUCGUUUUAUGGCCAGAACCAUACUGCUAUGAUAGAAUGGAUUAGAGCUCAGGAUCCAACUCGUCUCAUUCACUAUGAGCCAGAUCAUGACGCUAAGCUUGUCGACAUGCAUUCCGAAAUGUACCAGAACGUAGCAGAUAUCAUCGCUUUCGGCAAGGACAAAUCGAAGAAGAAGCCAUUAAUUCUGUGCGAGUAUCUGCAUGCGAUGGGUACGGGACCGGGUAACAUCAAAGAGUACAUUGAUGCCUUCUAUGCGUAUCCGUCUCUACAGGGUGGUUGCAUCUGGGAGUGGUCGAAUCAUGGCCUGCACACGACAACACAGGAUGGGAAAGCCUUUGUUGGCUAUGGUGGCGACUUUGGCGACAGUCCGAACGAUGGCAAUUUCGUUUUGGACGGUGUGUUGAACUCCGAUCACACGCCGCGAAGUGCUCUUCUUGAGUACAAAAAGGCACUGGAACCGGUCCAGAUUCUGUCCUGGUCUGCAACAUUCUCUACUGUCACAAUCAUCAAUCGCCUGGACUUCAGCACGCUCGAUCAUUUGCAAUGUGUGGUCUCUAUCAGCGACGAAGGCGGCAUCCGGAGCAUCGACCAGCUUAUCGCUGUUCCUACCGGAAUACAGCCAGGUGCAACAGCUGAACUCCAGAUCCCUCCAAUCACUACAGUGCCCGAUACAGAGACCUUCCUCAAUCUCAGCUUUUCAUUGAAGGACGAUACUAGCUGGGCAAAUAAGGGCCAUGAGCUAGCGCUCCUGCAAGUACCACUGUCAACAUCACAGAGAUUGUUGCGACCGGCAGAGAUCCAUGGUGCAACCCUCGAGGUGGAAGCAUCUGUGACGACUCUCGCCAUCACUAGUUCAGACACUCCAUCUUGCUGGGAAGUGGACCUCGUUCGCGGACGCCUUUCAUCCUGGCAAAAGAACGGCAAGCAAUUGAUAGUCAAAGCGCUGGAGCCCACUUUCUACCGCGCGGUAACUGACAAUGACGCAUGGCAAGAUGGAAGAGAUUGGAAGGACCGAUCGCUUCACCUUGCGAAAACUCAGGCACGAAGCGUACAUUGGCAUCAAAUCGCCGACAGUAGCGUUAUAGUCGAUGUGGAACAGAGCUUUGCCGCACCGGCGCUGAGCUGGAGUCUUGAGCUGCAGACGCAGUAUAUAUUCUCUAGUUCUGGUGCAGUGACACUGACGAUCAAGGGCACGCCGAAAGGACAGAAUCUUCCGCUAACAUUGCCCCGGAUUGGUGUCGAGCUUGGCCUUCCGAAACAGUUCUACAACUUCCAAUGGUUUGGACGGGCGGGAGAAAGCUACAAAGACAUGAAGCUCUCCCAACCCAUCGGUCUUCACCGGUCCAACGUUGACGACUUGUGGACCAGUCCAGAGUACCCCCAGGAAUGCUCGAACAGGACCGACACUCGCUGGUUGAAGAUAUCAUCAUCUACGAAUGAUCCUUCCCUCACGGCACAGUUCCUAAAAGGACGAGGCGGCAAAGAAAUUUCGCUCUUCGACUUCAUGGCGAGUUGGUAUGAUGUCAAAGAUAUCGAGGAGGCAAAACAUCCAUUCGAACUUGAAGAGAAGAAGCAGGAUCAUGUCGUCCUGCGACUCGAUGCUGACCAUCAUGGACUGGGUGAGUCUUCCUCUUGCUUGAUACUCACGGCAUCUUGGAUGCCAGGCUCGAAGCUGUGA
Messenger RNA from Zymoseptoria tritici IPO323, 3099 nucleotides. RefSeq lists its product as uncharacterized. NCBI's taxonomy places the organism in Eukaryota, Fungi, Ascomycota, Dothideomycetes, Mycosphaerellales, Mycosphaerellaceae. Bases 1 to 3099 code for a protein of 1032 amino acids. Gene Ontology annotation, molecular function: carbohydrate binding; beta-galactosidase activity. Gene Ontology annotation, cellular component: beta-galactosidase complex. The transcript has 5 exons. Gene Ontology annotation, biological process: lactose catabolic process. The record is from RefSeq and is a predicted model, not a curated record.